Molecule: messenger RNA, 591 nt
Organism: Racocetra persica
Lineage: Eukaryota; Fungi; Glomeromycota; Glomeromycetes; Diversisporales; Gigasporaceae
Source: the annotation of a GenBank genome assembly
AUGGAUUUAAAGCGGCAACUUCUUAAAAAGAAAAAGGAGAAAGAAGAUAAGAGGGAAGAGUUUAAAUCAAAAAUUAAUAGUGGAAAAAAGGAAGAAGUAGUCGAGAGGGAGGAUUUGAACAUAUGUAAUAAAAUGAUAAGAGAAGAGUCAAGAAAAAGAUUAUUAGAACUUUUAGAAAAAUGUGACGAUGUUUAUAAAUCACAAAACUUUUAUCGGAAAGUUUGUGAAGAAUUAGGAAACAUAAUUGAAAUGAGAAAAGAGAUAAUAAAAGAACUCGAGAAAACUACAAACAAGUUAGCUGAUCAUAUUUUAUAUGGAAAUUUUAUUGAGAAGGGUAGUUCAUUUGCUCAAGUAACUUCUGGGCUUGUGGCUCCAUUUUUUCCAUUUGUUCCUUAUAUUUCACCUCUCGCAGUAGGUGCUGAAGUAGUUGAUAAUGCUUACAAGUAUCAUCAAGAAAGAUAUGAAAAAAAAAGUAUGAAUAAAUUCAAAGAAAAAAUUUAUGAAGAUAAAAAAGUUCAAGAAGAAUGUAAGUUAAUUGAAUCAAUGCUUCAAAAAUCAGAGACGAUUGAUUUCGAACUUUCUAAUUCAUUA